CUUUGUCGCCAGAUUCUAUUCUAAACCCCAGCUAAUACGCCUGCCGGUCGUCGGAGCCGAGCCCUAGGCCAGGCGACGCAAAUCCCCAACUCCUCCCCCCUGCUCGCCACCAACUGCCCCUCGUCGUCGUCUCCCUACUCCUCUCCCAAUCGCCCCUCGUUCCCCUCCCGCGGCUUGAUCGGAAUGGCGGCGUGAGGUUCGGCAAGAUAGGGUUUUGACCGGAGAGAGGAGGGGAGAGGGAGAAGGGCGGAGGCGGGGGAAGGAGCUAUGGCGAGCGACGUGCCCAUGACCCCGGAGCUGGAGCAGAUCGACGGAGAGAUCCAGGACAUCUUCCGCGCGCUACAAAAUGGGUUUCAAAAGAUGGACAAGAUCAAAGAUUCUAAUCGGCAAGCUAAACAACUGGAGGAACUUACAGGGAAAAUGAAGGAGUGCAAGCGCUUGAUCAAAGAGUUUGAUCGUAUUCUCAAAGACGAGGAGUCAAGGAACCCUCCUGAAGUCAACAAGCAGCUAAAUGAUAGAAAGCAGUAUAUGAUCAAAGAGUUGAAUUCCUAUGUCACCUUGAGGAAGACAUAUCAAAGUAGCCUUGGUAAUAACAAGCGGGUUGAGCUCUUUGAUAUGGGUGCUGGAAGUAGUGAGCCUACCGCCGAGGACAAUAUUCAAAUGGCAUCAGCUAUGUCGAAUCAACAACUUAUUGAUUCUGGAAGGAACCAAAUGGAUCAAACAGAUGAAGCGAUUGCACGCUCAAAAAUGGUCGUUGCGCAAACUGUAGAAGUUGGAUCUCAAACUGCUACAACAUUAACACAACAGACAGAACAAAUGAAGAGGAUUGGCAACGAGCUUGAUUCUGUUCACUUCUCGUUGAAGAAAGCUAGCAAGCUUGUGAAAGAGAUUGGCCGGCAGGUUGCAACUGACAAAUGCAUCAUGGGGUUGCUUGCUCUGAUAGUUUUUGGCGUUAUUGCAAUUAUCGUUGUUAAGAUUGUCAACCCGCAUAACAAGAGCAUCCCAGACAUCCCAGGAAUGGCUCCGCCUGCCCAAAACUUUCAGACUAACAGGAGAUUGUUGUCAACAAGAUCUUUCAGAGGUCUUUGAUGAUUACUGUGGAAGUUUCAUGCUGGAGCCCCUCUCUUCGCAAAGCAGGUGCAGCCAUGGGAUACGCCGAAAGAAUGCGCUUGUAUAUUUCUUUUCUACUGUGUGUAUAUGCAUUAUGCAAACAAAUAGAGAUGAGAUCUUUUACGAGUCUGUAGGAACACGCCCAGCUGAACCUUAUGGAUUUUUUUUUUUUUUUUGACUU
Lolium rigidum is the source of this 1291-nucleotide messenger RNA. Its product is annotated as novel plant SNARE 13-like. Gene Ontology annotation, biological process: retrograde vesicle-mediated transport, Golgi to endoplasmic reticulum; vesicle fusion. The transcript has 10 exons. Gene Ontology annotation, molecular function: SNAP receptor activity; SNARE binding. Gene Ontology annotation, cellular component: SNARE complex; late endosome membrane; endoplasmic reticulum membrane. The coding region runs from base 268 to 1089 and encodes 273 amino acids. Lineage: Eukaryota; Viridiplantae; Streptophyta; Magnoliopsida; Poales; Poaceae. The record is from RefSeq and is a predicted model, not a curated record.